AUGGAAGACAUCGCUAUUAUAAGGAGAAGAAUUUUCAAGAAUUUGGAGUUGAGAGAACGUGACAUCUCAGUGGAACCGGGCGUUGAGGACGCGCCUGGCCGCGCCUGGCCGCGCCUCGCCGUCGAGGCCAAACAUGCCCCGAAGCGGAGGCGGAGGCGACAGCGACACCGGGCGGCGGCGGCGGCGGCGGCGACCACUUCCGCCGUGGUGCCGCUCCCGUCGUCGCGUUGCUACCUUCCUGCCCAAACCGGCAGUCGGAGAGGAGCAGUCGUGCGGGAUACCUCGCCGCCGCCGCCACCACCUGCUCCCCCUCCUGCCCGCCGGCAGUCCGCUCGCGUGCCUGAAGAAAGGAAAACCCCCCGCCUCGCCCCGCGCGGCCCCGUCGGGGCCGAGCACCGGCGCGUAUAUAUCGCGGCGCGUGGGCCUGGCGCGCGUUUCUCCCGGCCGCCACCAUGCCGCCCGACCGCUCCGCCGUUUCAGGCGUGGUGCAGGUGCCGUCUGUGCAGCGGUGCUUGCUGGUGGCUGGCGCUUGCGGCCGCCGCUCCUCCCGGCGCGCGGCCGGCGCCGGGCCGUCGACAGCAGGGCCGGCUGGGUGGCCACAGUGCUGGCCGCGGUGGGGAGGAGCUCGUCCGAGAGUCCGCCUCCGGCCUGGCCUGCGUGCCCGUGGAGGGCGCCGCGCUCGAGCCCAACGCCUCCAGGACGGUGGAGGAGCCGCUGGCCGCGCUGCUCGAGCGCCUCCACGGGGAGUCCCCGCCGUGGAUGCUCGACAACUUCACGCUGGAGAGCGCGCGCGAGCUCAUCCCGUCGACGCAGCGCUCGCGCUUCCAAGCGCUGGCGGGCGGCGCGCUGCGGCUGCGCCUGGGCGCGUGGGGCGGCGCGGGCGACGCGCGCCUGCCGCCGGACGACUUCUGCACCGACCGCGUGCGCGGCGCGCCCGUGCCGCACCUGCUGGUGGCGUGCCCGUGCCGACGCGCGCUGUGCGUGCGCAAGUGCUGCCACGUCAAGCAGGUGUUCGCGGAGCGGAUGGCCGGCGGCGUGGGCGAGUGCGGGCUGCCCACGGCGGAGGAGGCGGCCGCGCACCCGCGCGGCGCGCUGCGCUGGAAGCCCGACUUCCGCCUGCCCGACCACGCCCCCGCGCAGCCGCCCGCGCUCUUCCACCUGCUGGCGCAGCACCCGCACUGCGGCCCCAACGAGACCGCCGUAGACAAGCGGGGAGCUUGGAGCUUGUCCCGGCUACGUACCCCUCUAUGUAUCUCUCUAUCUAUGUUUGUCAGAGACUGUCGUAGACUUCACGACUCGCUGCGUCGUACCGUGCGCAGGCAGAUGUGGGUGUACGAGAACGGCAGCGCGCUGCUGGAGCACUUCGGCUGGGGCGCGCCCUUCGCCGCGGGCCGCUGGUGCGGGGAGACGCUGCUGCUGGGCGACGGGCGCGCCGUGGCGACGGCCGUCUUCUGCCUGGAGGUGCCGGCGCCGGCCUCGCCCCCGGCGGGCGUGCAGACGUUCGGCGCGCUCUUCCUCGUGGGCGCGUGCUUCCUGCUGCUGACGCUGGCCGUGUACGCGGCGCUGCCCGAGCUGCGCGCGCCGCCGCACGCCAAGGCGCUCAUGUGCCACUGCGCCGCGCUGCUCGUCGCGUCGGUGGCGCUCGCCUGCAUGCAGCUCACGCCCGUCGUGCCCGACGACUUCUGCGAGGCGGGAGCAAUGACUAUUCAAUUCAGCUUCUUGGCAGCCUUCUUCUGGCUGAACGUGCUGUGCAUCGACAUUUCCUGGGCCUUCAGCGGGCUGCGCGGCCUUCUGGGCAGCCUCUUGGACACAUCGCGCAGAAAGUUCCUGUGGUACUCCCUGUACGCGUGGGGCUGCCCUCUCGUUAUCACCGCAGUCACAGUGGGCAUGCACACCGCCCACAAGUACAAGGCGCUUCCGCCGUGGGUAGUCGUGCCGAACUUCGGAGGCAAAGAGUGCUGGUUUUAUGGCGAGGCGGCGCACUGGGCCUACUUCUACGGGCCGAUGGCGGCGCUGCUGGCGGCCAACGCGGCGCUGUUCGUGUUCACGGCGGCGCGGCUGGCGGCGGCGCAGUGCGACGCGGCGCAGCUCAACCGCGGCGACAGCGUGCGCCACGACCGCUCCUCGCGCCUCUCCAGCGAAAAGCGCAGGGAGAUUGAGGUGAAAGGACUGGGUGAUGGUAGGUGGUUUUAG
This is a messenger RNA of Gryllus bimaculatus (two-spotted cricket), 2193 nucleotides long. Lineage: Eukaryota; Metazoa; Arthropoda; Insecta; Orthoptera; Gryllidae. The record is from the annotation of a GenBank genome assembly.